Nicotiana attenuata is the source of this 2948-nucleotide messenger RNA. RefSeq names its product cation/H(+) antiporter 15-like. The record is from RefSeq and is a predicted model, not a curated record. The transcript is spliced from 3 exons. Bases 227 to 2752 code for a protein of 841 amino acids. NCBI's taxonomy places the organism in Eukaryota, Viridiplantae, Streptophyta, Magnoliopsida, Solanales, Solanaceae. Gene Ontology annotation, cellular component: endomembrane system; membrane. Gene Ontology annotation, biological process: regulation of pH; proton transmembrane transport. Gene Ontology annotation, molecular function: antiporter activity.
AAACAUUCUGAUUUUCUUUUCUUUUCUUUUCUUUUCCUUUCUUCUUUGAUGGAGUCUAAUUUUCAGACAAAAAAUUCAAGAUAGCAAUUAAAUGCUGAACUUUCUAAAUAUCCAACGAACGUAGCACGUAGCCAUGCAUGUUCAUGAUGGUUGAUGGUUUACGACCUAAGACAUUAUAAUUUUGGGGAUCUUUAGCUUAAGGAAAACAUUAUAUUGGAGAGGCAAAAUGGCAGGUGAGGUAGUAACAGUUGGAAACAAAACGGAGGAGAACAUAGUAUGCUAUGCUCCAACAAUGAUAACGACCAAUGGAAUAUGGCAGGGUGAAAAUCCACUUGAUUAUUCAUUGCCACUCUUCAUCAUGCAAUUGACGUUAGUUGUUGUCAUGACUCGCAUUCUCGUUUUUAUUUUGAAACCUUUUCGUCAACCUCGCGUUAUUGCUGAGAUCCUCGGUGGUGUAAUUUUGGGGCCAUCAGUAUUAGGAAGAAAUAAAAAAUUUGCUGAAACAAUAUUUCCUCUAAGAAGUGUGAUGGUUCUUGAGACAAUGGCAAAUAUAGGCCUUCUUUACUUUCUUUUUCUGGUUGGAGUAGAAAUGGACAUUGCUGUUAUUCGUCGAACAGGCAAAAAAGCCAUACCUAUAGCUCUAGCAGGAAUGGUAGUGCCAUUUCUUAUAGGAGUUUCAUUCUCCUUUAUGUUGCAUAAGAAUUCACAAGAUACAAAACAAGGGACUUUCAUACUCUUCCUUGGAGUUGCACUUUCUGUUACUGCAUUCCCUGUUCUUGCGCGAAUCCUAGCUGAGCUGAAACUUAUCAACACUGAAAUUGGUAGGAUAGCCAUGUCUGCUGCUCUUAUUAAUGACAUUUUCGCGUGGAUUCUCUUGGCUUUUGCCAUUGCCUUUUCUGAGAAUCAUAAUAUGGCUUUGGCUUCUAUUUGGGUGAUUCUGUCAAGUGCAGCCUUUGUUGUUUUCUGCAUUAUCAUCGUUAGGCCUUUAGUUGGAUGGAUGAUAAGACGAACUCCAGAAGGCGAAUCCAUCAGCGAGUUCUCUAUAUGUCUCAUUCUCACAGGAGUUAUGAUAUGUGGAUUUAUAACAGAUGCAAUUGGAACACAUUCUAUUUUUGGGGCUUUCAUAUUUGGCUUGGUUAUUCCUAAUGGUCCACUUGGUGUAACACUUAUUGAAAGGCUAGAGGAUUUUGUUUCAGGGCUUUUGUUGCCUCUCUUCUUUGCCAUUAGCGGCCUCAAGACAGAGAUUAAUGCCAUUGAUGGAGUUGGUACAUGGGCCAUUUUAGCUCUAGUCAUAGUCCUAGCUUGUGCUGGCAAGAUUGCUGGAACAGUUCUUGUAACUCUCUAUUAUAGAAUGCCAUUCUAUGAAGGCGUUACUCUUGGUCUUCUUAUGAAUGCCAAAGGACUCAUUGAGAUGAUUGUGAUCAAUGUUGGUAAAGACCAAAAGGUUCUUGAUGACAAAUCAUUUGCAAUUAUGGUCAUGGUAGCUGUGCUUAUGACUGCAUGUAUCAUCCCUAUUGUGACUAUAAUUUACAAGCCGGCAAGAAAGUUUGUGCCUUAUAAAAGAAGAACAGUUCAAAGUACAAAGCCAGAUAGCGAAUUCAGGGUACUGGUUUGCAUCCACACACCAAGAAAUGUUCCAACAAUUAUCAAUCUUCUUGAAGCCUCGUAUCCCACCAAGAAAUCUCCGAUAGGUAUAUACGUUCUUCACCUUGUCGAGCUCACUGGACGUUCAUCCGCCAUGCUUAUUGUCCAUAAUACGCGAAAAUCCGGCAGGCCAGCACUUAACAGAACUCAAGCUCAAUCAGAUCACAUCAUCAAUGCAUUCGAGAACUUUGAGCAGCACGUUGGGUGCGUCUCCGUGCAACCCCUCACUGCCAUCUCCCCGUACUCUACUAUGCACGAAGAUAUCUGCACCGUGGCUGAGGACAAGCGAGUGGCGCUCCUAAUCGUCCCAUUUCACAAGCAACAAACAGUUGAUGGCGGAAUGGAAGUUACAAAUCCAGCUUUUCGAACUAUAAACCAGAAUGUAUUAGCAAAUGCACCUUGUUCUGUUGGUAUUCUUGUUGACAGAGGACUAAGUGGAUCCACAAGGCUGGCUGCAAACCAGGUAUCUCACCAUGUCGCCGUGUUAUUCUUUGGUGGACCGGAUGAUCGUGAAGCAUUGUCCUAUGGACUGAGAAUGAGGGAACAUCCUGGGAUCAACCUCACUGUCAUGCGGUUCCUCCCUGGAGAAUCUGCAAUUGAAGCAACAAGAUCUGAUUCAAGAAAGAGUAGUAUGAAUGAUCCAGGAGUACUAACAGUCGUAACAGAUGACGACAGAGAAAAACAGCUAGACGAGGACUAUGUCAGCGAGUUCAGGGCACGAACAGCUAAUGAUGAUUCAGUUGUAUACGUUGAAAGAGUAGUGAAUCAUGGAGAAGAGACAGUAGCAGCAAUAAGGACAAUAGAUAACUCACAUGACCUGUUCAUAGUUGGUAGAGGACAAGGCACUAUAUCGCCGUUAACAGCAGGACUUACUGACUGGAGUGAGUGCCCGGAGCUAGGUGCAAUAGGAGAUCUAUUGGCAUCCUCAGAUUCUGCAUCAGCUGUUUCAGUAUUGGUGGUGCAACAGUAUGUAGGAAUGGGGGCAGGGGAUCAGCUUCUCAUACCAGACAGUCCUAGCCAGCAAUUACAUGAGCACUUUAACUUCAGCCAUAUGAAUCCUCGCACACAAAUCAGAGGACAGCAGCCUCAAUUCCAUACACAACCCUGAUAACAUUUGUAGGAUUUUUUGUUUUUGUUCUGUCAAAUGUUUUCCCAAGAAAAUAGUGAGAUUCUUUGUUACUUUUUUCUUCAUCUUUUUGAAUUUUUGAAACGCCAUCUUGGAAUGUGGAAGGUAGUAUUGGAUCCUGCCUAUCCAUUAUGUAUAAAACUUAAUUAUAAAGUUUCAGGAAACUGAUUGAAUUCCU